Neltuma alba is the source of this 2372-nucleotide messenger RNA. Its product is annotated as formate--tetrahydrofolate ligase. The transcript is spliced from 5 exons. Gene Ontology annotation, molecular function: formate-tetrahydrofolate ligase activity; ATP binding. The coding region runs from base 209 to 2122 and encodes 637 amino acids. NCBI's taxonomy places the organism in Eukaryota, Viridiplantae, Streptophyta, Magnoliopsida, Fabales, Fabaceae. The record is from RefSeq and is a predicted model, not a curated record.
AAAUAAAGCUUGGGAUCAUCGUUGUAUAUAUAGUGAUGGAUGAAAUUGAUUCUUCAACCCAUAUCUUCAAAUCCAGACCUUGCUCUCCCUCUCUUCUUCUUCUCCCUUCAUCGUCGGACUUGUGUCUUCUUUCUCAUUCGCAUUCAGAUUUUGAUUCUAAGCUUCUUUCUGUUGCCCAAUCCUUUCGGUUUACGUGAGUCCAGUAGCAAUGAGUUCGCCUUCUAAGACGCUGAGGAAGCUGCAGGUGGUGUCCCCUGUUCCCGCGGAUAUUGACAUCGCUAACUCGGUUGAACCUGUUCAUAUUGCUGAGAUUGCCAAGGAUCUUAAUCUUAGUCCCAAUCACUAUGACCUGUACGGCAAGCAUAAGGCGAAGGUUUUGUUGUCCGUUCUUGAUGAACUACAAACAUCGCAAGAUGGAUACUAUGUUGUGGUUGGAGGUAUUACUCCAACUCCUCUUGGAGAAGGCAAGUCUACUACUACAGUUGGCCUCUGUCAAGCUUUGGGUGCUUUUCUUGACAAGAAGGUCAUCACUUGCCUUCGUCAACCAUCACAAGGACCUACUUUUGGGAUCAAAGGAGGAGCAGCUGGUGGUGGUUAUAGCCAAGUAAUUCCUAUGGAUGAGUUCAAUCUUCAUCUAACAGGAGAUAUACAUGCAAUAACAGCAGCAAACAAUCUACUAGCUGCUGCAAUUGAUACCCGGAUUUUCCAUGAGGCAACACAGUCGGACAAGGCUCUUUUCAACAGAUUAUGUCCUCCAAAUAAAGAAGGGAAAAGGAAGUUUAGUGAUAUCAUGUUCAGGCGUCUUAAAAAACUUGGUAUUUCCAAGACCCAGCCAGAGGAUCUCACACCAAAAGAAGUAACUAAAUUUGCUAGGCUUGAUAUUGACCCAAAUUCUAUUACAUGGAGGAGAGUAAUGGACGUUAAUGACCGGUUUUUAAGAAAAAUUAGCAUUGGCCAGGGACCUGACGAGAAAGGAAUGGUAAGAGAAACAGGAUUUGAUAUAUCAGUUGCCAGUGAGAUAAUGGCUGUUUUGGCCCUCACAACAUCCUUGGCUGACAUGCGAGAGAGGCUUGGAAAAAUGGUGAUUGGAAAUAGCAAGAAUGGUGACCCAAUAACUGCUGAUGAUCUGGGCGUUGGAGGUGCUUUAACAGUGUUAAUGAAAGAUGCCAUUAACCCUACUCUUAUGCAGACUUUGGAAGGGACCCCUGUUCUGGUUCAUGCAGGACCAUUUGCAAAUAUUGCUCAUGGGAAUUCUUCUAUCGUGGCUGAUAAGAUUGCACUAAAGCUGGUGGGUCCAGGAGGAUUUGUAGUUACAGAAGCAGGUUUUGGUUCAGAUAUUGGAACUGAAAAGUUUAUGAACAUUAAGUGUCGAUACAGUGGUUUGACACCUCAAUGUGCUAUCAUUGUGGCAACAAUAAGGGCUCUAAAAAUGCAUGGUGGAGGGCCUGAAGUUGUUGCUGGAAAGCCUCUUGACCAUGCAUAUUUGGCUGAAAAUGUUUCUCUGGUUGAGGCUGGCUGCGUGAAUCUGGCGAGGCAUAUAUCAAAUACAAAAGCAUAUGGUGUUAAUGUCGUUGUUGCUAUCAACAAGUUUUCAACUGACACUGAAGCUGAAUUAAACGCAGUUAGAAAUGCUUCUUUGGCUGCUGGGGCUUACGAUGCUGUAAUUUGUACUCAUCAUGCCCAUGGUGGUAAUGGAGCGGUUGACCUGGGUCUUGCAGUUCAGCAAGCCUGUGAAAAUGCGGCAAGCUCAUUGAAGUUCCUAUAUUCUUUAGAUUCAAGUAUCAAAGAGAAAAUAGAGGCAAUAGCAAAAUCAUAUGGUGCUAGUGGUGUUGAGUACUCAGAGCAGGCUGACAAGCAGAUUCAAAUGUAUACCAACCAAGGGUUUUCGAAUCUCCCAAUCUGCAUGGCCAAGACCCAGUAUUCUUUCUCACAUAAUGCUGUGGCGAAGGGAGCACCAAGUGGAUUUAUCUUGCCCAUAAGGGAUGUGAGAGCCAGUAUUGGAGCUGGAUUCAUAUAUCCCUUGGUUGGAACGAUGAGUACAAUGCCAGGGCUUCCAACGAGACCUUGCUUCUAUGACAUCGAUCUGGAUACGUCAACAGGAAAAGUUAUUGGUCUCUCUUAAAUUUUGAGUGCUGCUCCCUACUAAUAAAAAUGCGGUCAUGUGCAAUUGCUAAUCACGUAGACCCUUCUCAGUGUUCAGUUUCUGAUAUUUUGUUGCAUAUUGCCUUUUUGGAAACGAUAAGUCCAAAAUUAUGAACAUCAGAACCAUAUAUCUUUUGUAUCUGUGUAUGACAUUUGAUGUGUCAAGUGUAUUGGAAUUGUGAGUUUUGGUGAUUAAAUCCCUGGCGGCCUGGCCUACAUCUUAAUGAUCA